Xenopus laevis (African clawed frog) is the source of this 1501-nucleotide messenger RNA. It is a transcript of the gene commd2.L, whose product is annotated as COMM domain containing 2 L homeolog. The record is from RefSeq and is marked provisional. NCBI's taxonomy places the organism in Eukaryota, Metazoa, Chordata, Amphibia, Anura, Pipidae.
GACUGUCUGUGUCGCUGUUAUCCCGUGCUGUGUGUAUGUAGCCUGCUGUUCUAUCCUUGUGCUAAACUUGCUGGAGAAGCAACUGAGUGAUCAUGUUGCUGGUACUAAGCGAAGAGCACAGGGAACAUCUGCAGAUCUUAACUCGGGUGGGCGGCGCCGUUGUUGGUGAAUUUGGUCGCAUUGCUAUAGAAUUUUUAAGAAGAGGUUCCAAUCCCAAAGUCUAUGAAGGAGCUGCAAGGAAGCUAGAGGUUAGCAGCACCACAAUUCAGCAAGCUGUCGAGGGGCUCACCUAUCUGCUCUGUGAGAGCUCUAAGCUUAUGAUAUCAGAGUUCGAUUUCCAGCACUCUGUCCUUGUUUUGGGUUUCCCAGAAGAAAUCAAUAAAGUUCUCCUUCAGUUGUAUUUGGACAACAGGAAAGAGAUAUGCCAAAUUUUGACAGAACUGGAGCCAGAUCUUUCUCACUAUCAUAAUAUGGAAUGGCGCUUGGAUGUUCAGCUUGCAAGCAGAAGUCUGAGACAUCAGAUCAAGCCCACCAUCACCAUGAAACUGCACCUAAAGCAAAACCAGGAGCUGAGCACUCAAGUGUUGCAGACCGACCCCGCAACUUUGCUGCAUCUCAUUCAGGAACUUGAACAAGCACUUGCUGAAAUGAAGACCAACCACUGUCGGAGAAUAGUACGCAAUAUUAAAUAGAGAAAUUGGUGAUUUAAUUGUCAUUCACUCCUGCAAGACCCAUAUUUGUUUUAUAGAUGACUUCAACUUUACAAAAUAAUUCAUUUAAAGUUUUCAUAUAGAUGAAGAUGAAAAUUCCAUAUUCUGCUGUGAGUGUAAGAGAAAACCUACACAUAUAUAUGAACAUUUACACACACACACAUUCUUUAGCUGGUCCCUUCCCUUUGAUAUAUAUGUGUAUAACUUCUGGCAGUAAUGUAGAAGUGGGGUCCAGCCCAAGAAGGGCAGUUUCAGUUACACGGGAGGAGCUAGGGUUUGACAUAAGGCCAAGUUCCGCAGCCGUAUCGCUUGAGCUAAAGUUCUGGGCCAGUAUAAUUCUGUGCUUUGUAAGUAACGUGACCCCUGUGGAUGUGUUCCUGCAGUGAAAUAGGGAGUAUCGUUGUAUUCUAUAAGCUGGAUAGUAUUCGCCCUUUUGCAUAGUUACUUUUGUAUAUGCUUCAUUGGGCAUUUUUGUGCAAACACAAUUCCUCUUAAGGACAAUAGAUUCCUGGUUAGUUUCAAUGCCCACAGGUUUGUCACGGAUGCAUUUCAUAUUUACUUUUAUAUCAGACCAAUAAGUGACAGUUAUAUUUCUCUCGAAAACUGUGUGUGUGUUGGUUAUUGAUAAAUAGCAUUGUACAUUAUAUUUCUUAAUUACACACUGUAUUAUCAAAAGGCGCCAUUUACAAACAUGUACUGUGCACUGAUUUGUGUAUAUAUGCAUUUUUGUCAAUAAUAAUAUACAUUUUGUUUUGUUUUUGCUUUGAUAAAAAGAUUUUUCAUCAACUUGA